Thalassophryne amazonica is the source of this 2355-nucleotide messenger RNA. RefSeq names its product two pore calcium channel protein 1-like. The record is from RefSeq and is a predicted model, not a curated record. Bases 82 to 2355 code for a protein of 757 amino acids. NCBI's taxonomy places the organism in Eukaryota, Metazoa, Chordata, Actinopteri, Batrachoidiformes, Batrachoididae. Gene Ontology annotation, cellular component: lysosomal membrane; endosome membrane. Gene Ontology annotation, molecular function: voltage-gated channel activity; monoatomic ion channel activity. Gene Ontology annotation, biological process: transmembrane transport; monoatomic ion transport. The transcript has 25 exons.
UGUGUGUGUGUGUGUGUGUGUGUGUGUGUGUGUGUGUGUGUGUGUGUGUGUGUGUGUGUGUGUGUGUGUGUGUGAGAGAGGAUGGAAUGUGACGACGACGUGCCUCUAAUAUUAACCUGGGAUGAAGCGAACAGCGGUUUGCUCAGCGAGGACACAGAGAGAGGAGAUGAGAAUGGAGGAGGAGGCACUUAUGACAUAGUGAACAAUACUGUGGUUUCAACACCAAGGCCACAGAACAACAGAACCCAAAAUGUGUCCUUACGGCAAAGCUGGGAGAUGAACUAUCAAGAAGCAGCCAUCUACCUGCAGGAAGGAGAGAACAAUGACAAGUUCUUCACUCACCCUCGAAAUCCAAAGGCGCUGGCAGCGUACUUGUUUGCCCACAACCAUGUAUUCUACAUAAUGGAGCUGUUGACAGGCCUUCUGCUGAUGAUACUGUCGCUGUGUGAGGCUCCUGCUGUACCUUCACUGCGUCUGGACAUCUACGUCCACGCCACUCUGGAGCUGCUGGCUUUGGUCAUGGUGGCAUUUGAACUAUGCAUGAAACUACGCUGGCUUGGUUUUCACAUUUUCAUACGGCACAAGAGGACCAUGUUGAAGACGUGUGUGCUGCUGCUGCAGUUUGUGGAAGCCAUUGUGGUUCUGAUCAGGCAGACGUCUCACCUACGAGUGACCAGAGCUCUCAGACCGAUUUUUCUGGUGGACUGUAGAUACUGUGGUGCUGUGCGCAGAAAUUUACGUCAGAUUUUCCAGUCACUCCCACCUUUUAUUGACAUUCUGCUACUGCUGCUCUUCUUCAUGGUUAUCUUUGCUAUCUUGGGUUUUUGUCUCUUCUCUCCAAACAAGGCUGACCCGUACUUCAGCACUCUGGAGAACAGUCUUGUUAGUCUGUUUGUCUUGCUGACUACAGCAAAUUUCCCAGAUGUGAUGAUGCCAGCAUACUCCAACAACCGCUGGUCCUGUGUCUUCUUCAUUGUUUACCUCUCCAUAGAGCUCUACUUCAUAAUGAACCUGCUCCUGGCAGUGGUCUUUGAUACCUUCAACGAUGUUGAGAAGAUGAAGUUUAAAUCACUGCUGCUUCACAAACGCUCUGCAGUCGAUCACGCCUUUCAGCUGUUGGUCAGCCGUCAGAGGCCAAUGGGCGUGUCACUGAAACAGUUUGAUGGUCUGAUGCGUUUUUACAGACCACAUAUGUCUGCUAGAGACCGCUUCCUCACAUAUAAAGCUCUGAACACCUUAGGGGCUCCUAUACUCAGUCUGCAAGACUUUUACAAAUUCUAUGAGGUCAAUGGCCUUAAAUGGAAGGCACGGCGUAGUGGCGAACAUUGGUUUGAUGACCUCCCACACACGACUUUCCUUAUUUUCAAAGGCAUUAACUUGCUGGUGAAAUCAAAAACCUUCCAGUACACCAUGUAUGUAGUGGUGGCCAUUAAUGGGGUGUGGAUCCUUGGGGAGACGUACACACUGAACAGUGGAUUCUCCUGGUCCAGAGUUGUUCCUUGGAGUUACAUUGUAUUCCUUACCAUUUAUGGUGUCGAGGUAUUGUUGAAAAUAACAGGUUUGGGACCAAAGGCUUAUUUCAGCUCUGGUUGGAAUCUGUUUGACUUCUCAGUGACAGUGUUCGCCUUCUUGGGCCUUGUUGCACUUGCCUUCAAUAUGGAGCCGUUCUACUUCAUCGUAGUGCUCAGACCACUUCAGCUGCUCCGGUUGUUUAAAAUAAAGCAGAGGUAUCGCAAUGUGUUGGACACCAUGUUUGAGCUGUUCCCCAGAAUGGCAAGCCUGGGGUUGACCUUAAUUAUCUUCUACUACUCGUUUGCUAUCGUGGGAAUGGAAUUCUUUGCCGACGUGGUCUACCCCAACUGCUGCAACACCAGCACAGUGGCAGAGUCCUACAGACAGUUCAACGUCACCAUUGGCAACAGAACGGUAUUGGGAGGAGGCUACUAUUAUCUGAAUAACUUCAACAAUAUUCUCAGCAGCUUUGUGACUCUGUUUGAGCUGACUGUGGUCAACAACUGGUACAUCACCAUGGAAGGAGUGACCUCUAUGACAAGCCACUGGAGCCGCCUAUAUUUCAUGACUUUUUACAUUGUUACCAUGGUGGUGAUGACCAUUAUUGUGGCUUUCAUUCUGGACGCAUUUGUGUUCCGCAUGAAUUAUAGCCGCAAGAACCAGAGCCACUGGAGAACCCAGAGGGGGGACAAUGAGAAUGGGAUUGUGUUUGAAGUCGAGGCGAGUCGUGACGAAGCUUUGGCCACUCUGGAGCUCUAUAAACAGACCAUCCAGGAUCAUCCUCCCUCAGCUCCCUACAGGGAGUUCUACAAGCUAUGGACAGGAGGCGGGCUCGCUCUUUGA